AUGAAGAAAGAGCAUAAAAAAAGGGACGUGGAGCAUGCCUCGAAGGCACAACAAAAAGAAGAGUUGAUUCUCCCAGCAUCCUCUGUGGAGUGGUUGGCGGCCCAACUAGCUGAGAAAUCAAAGAAGGCAAAGGAAAGCUUUCAAAACUUGAGGAAGGAAGCACAGAAUCUCAUCGCAGCAACUUUGUUUAAAAAAGAAGUUCGUGAUGAAGAAAUUGAAGAAUUCAGUGAAGUGGCAAGAAACAGGCUCGUUGAAUCUGAAGAAUUUGAUAAUGUGAAUACAGUCACGAUGGAGUUUGAGAAGGAGAUGAAAGAAGAAAGUGAUGCGGAGAAAAUAAGAAAAAAUGAGAAAACUCAACGCAUCACCAAAAAUAUUAAGAACAUCGGGAAGGAAAAGAAAAUAAUAGCAGCAAAGAAGGAAAAGAAGAUAGAGGUUGCAAGAAGGAAAACGCGACCUAAGAAAAGUGAGAAUCAGGCACCCAGUAAAAAGGAUGCGUGA
Molecule: messenger RNA, 498 nt
Organism: Benincasa hispida (wax gourd)
Lineage: Eukaryota; Viridiplantae; Streptophyta; Magnoliopsida; Cucurbitales; Cucurbitaceae
Source: RefSeq, a predicted model, not a curated record